UCGCCAUAUCGUCGAAAUCACCGCAACAAUGGCGACGACGACGACCUCUCUGAAACACCUCUCCUCCAUCGCCAAUGACGUCGUCCAACGCUGCGCUCUGAGAGUCGGCUGUUCUGUGGAAGAAUUGGUGGAGGAGUUUGAGAUUUCGUGGAAACCUGAGACUGGAAUUAGCUAUUCGAGGAAGUUCGUGGAGUUCUGUAGCGCCAAGGCUCUCCCUAACAUGUGCCAAAAAUUCGAGGAGGAUAUCAGCACUGGAUCGUUUAGCCGCUUCAGCUUCGAUAUGAUGCUGGCUUGGGAGAUGCCUUCCUCUGAAGACGAACAGUCUCGCGAGGAGAGUGUGGCGAAGGGGAAAGAAGAGAAGAAGAAAGUUGUAGCUGCCAGUGUGCCUCCGGAGCAAGAUGAGAUCCCUCUUUUCUAUUCGGACCUUAUGCCCUUGCUUGUUAACGACGAUCCAGAUGUCGGAGAAGAUGCAUUUGUGUGGUUGGGGUCUUUAGUUCCAUUAGUUUCGGAUCUUGUUAAUGCAAGAUUCACAUUCGAAACUCUAACAGCUCCAACUGGACACCGGCUUCAUUUCCCAGCAUAUGAUAAAUUUCUGAAGGAAAUUGACAAAUGCAUGAAGCACCUCCAGAAACAGGCAACUCCAAAGGGUGUAGAACUACGAGACGAUGAGUUCAUAUUGCACGUGGAGGGAACUGCUAGCUCCCAAAGGGUAGUGCGCCACAUCGGAUCAACAAGUUGGCCUGGAAGGCUUACAUUAACUAAUUACAGCCUCUACUUUGAGGCUUCGGGUGUGAUAAGAUAUGAAAAUGCAGUUGAGAUAGAACUCUCAAGGGACACUAUGCACAAUGUGAAGCCAGCUUCCACUGGACCUUGGGGUGCACCACUUUUUGACAAGGCAGUAGUCUAUGAGUCCCCUGGGAUAUCAGAGGAAGUUGUGUUGGAGUUUCCAGAGGUAACAAGUUCCACAAGACGUGAUCAUUGGCUUGCACUGAUAAAGGAGAUCAUACUCUUGCAUCGUUUUUUGCGGAAAUUUAAUGUGAAAAGUCAAAUGCACGUGUGGGAAAUGCAUUCUAGAACAAUAUUGGGGAUUAUAAGGCUUCAUGCAGCCAGAGAACUGCUUAGAAUAUCUCCACCUAUUCCUACAAAGUUCCUAAUCUUUGCCUUGUGUGACGAGUUACCGAAGGGUGACUAUGUACUAGAAGAACUUGCUGAAAAUCUAAAGUUGCUGAAUAUUGAACAACCAUGUAGUGCUACUUCAACCUUGAGAUGUAUGAACAUGUCAGAGUUAUCCAACUCCAGAGUAAAAGAAAUAAAGAAAGUUUGUAGUGCAAGUGAACUUGAUCAAGCACAGUCCUCCUUACAGAAUGCCAUUGAUCAGGCCAGAGAAGAAGAUAAGGAAGUUGCCGUUGCCAAGGCUACUGCUGUAGGUCUGAAAGAAGAAGGAAUCGGCGAAAGUGCACUCAUCUUCCUGGAGCUAUUGAAGCCACUUAAGAGCAGGUUACCUUGGUUCAAAGAAGUUCUUGAAUGGGAAAGGCCAAUGGCUACCAUUGUUGUGCUCGCUGGGUCUUUGAUAAUUACAUUUAAGGAGUGGUUUGGCAAGGCCAUGGCCGCCCUGCUGUUUUGGGUGGUUGUGGUGAUGCUUCAAGCGAGAAUGGAAAAGAUUCAGGACAAGUGCGACGAGAUUGUGGUCUGCACUGCCUCUGACCAGAGUACGAUGGAGACCAUUGUGGCUGCCCAACAAAGUUUGCAAACUGUGCACGAGAUGGUGAAAACUGCAAACAUUGCAGUGUUGAAGAUUUGGUCCAUUUUCAUAUCCAAAACCCGCAAGCACGCAGACAUGGCAAUGGCGGUGUUGAGUGGCCUGGCAAUAACACUGGCAGUAGUUCCAACCAAGUACAUAGUAAUGGGGGCAAUUCUAUAUUGCUUUUUCACGACCUCAAAACUGCGGAAGAAGCAAGAGGACACCAACAGCGGAGGAGACAGACGGCUAAAAGAAUGGUGGGACUCUAUCCCUGUUAUCCGCGUUCGUGUUGUGGACAAACUUCCCAAUCCUGACAGCGCCAGCCCCUCGUAUUAAGGGUAAUUCUCAAUUCCCCCCCUUUUCAUGCUUUCAAUGUUCAGUCUGAUUCUGUGUGUGGGGUCAAAUUAAAGUCCUUGAAAAUUUGUGAAUAUGGACAAUGGAAAAGGCCCACAUGACCUAUGGGAUUAGAUUUUAGAAGGGUUUUUGGUUGUGGGGCUGAGUUUUUGGACUUGAGUUUGAUCUGAAAAUUCUGGGGUUUUUUGGGUUCAAUUUUGGACUCUUUUUUAGGUGUAACAAAUAAAGUGGAUGAGGUAUUGAUACACGUAUAUUGGAAUAAAAUAUUGUCUGUGAUGUGAUUGAGAUUCUUUAGAAGAAAUUCUGCAUGAA
Momordica charantia (bitter melon) is the source of this 2407-nucleotide messenger RNA. Its product is annotated as ArgH (DUF639). NCBI's taxonomy places the organism in Eukaryota, Viridiplantae, Streptophyta, Magnoliopsida, Cucurbitales, Cucurbitaceae. The record is from RefSeq and is a predicted model, not a curated record.